Molecule: messenger RNA, 1212 nt
Organism: Aspergillus heteromorphus CBS 117.55
Lineage: Eukaryota; Fungi; Ascomycota; Eurotiomycetes; Eurotiales; Aspergillaceae
Product: pepsin-like aspartic protease
Exons: 4
Coding region: 1-1212 (403 amino acids)
Biological process (GO): proteolysis
Molecular function (GO): aspartic-type endopeptidase activity
Source: RefSeq, a predicted model, not a curated record
AUGGUCGUCUUCAGCAAAACUGCCGCCCUCACCCUAGGUCUGGGCCUCUCCAGCGCCGUCAUCGCAGCCCCAGCCCCAAUCCCUCAAACCCAACCGAAAGGCUUCUUCUCCAUCCACCAAGUCGCUAAACCCUCUGUCGCCAACAGAACCCGCUCCGUCAACCUGCCUGCCGCGUACGCCCGCUCGCUGGCCAAGUUCGGCGCGACGGUGCCCCAGUCCGUCCAGGACGCCGCGGGCGAGGGCUCCGCCGUGACGACGCCCCAGGCUGAUGAUGCCGAGUAUCUGACCCCCGUCACGGUGGGGGGGUCGACGCUGCAUUUGGAUUUUGAUACGGGGAGUGCGGAUCUAUGGGUCUUCUCCUCCGAACUGCCCUCGUCCGAAUCCAGCGGCCACAGCCUGUACACGCCCAGCUCGACCGCCAGCAAGAUGUCCGGCUACUCGUGGGACAUCUCCUACGGCGACGGCAGCUCCGCCAGCGGCGACGUCUACAAGGACGUGGUGACGGUCGGGGGUGUCACGGCCACGAAGCAGGCCGUGGAGGCGGCCAGCCAGAUCAGCGAGGAGUUCGUCGAGGAUACGGCGAAUGAUGGGCUGUUGGGGUUGGCGUUCAGUUCGAUCAAUACUGUGCAACCCCAAGCCCAGACGACCUUCUUCGAUACGGUCAAAGACCAGCUCGAUUCUCCUCUCUUCGCGGUCGCCUUGAAGCACGAUGCCCCCGGCGUGUAUGACUUCGGCUUCAUCGAUGGGUCCAAGUAUACCGGGGCUCUGGCCUAUGUGGAUGUCGAUAGCUCGGAGGGAUAUUGGGGCUUCACGGCGGAUGGGUAUGCCGUUGGGGAUGCCGAUGUGAAUGAUGAUGGGUUUAGGGCUAUUGCUGACACCGGCACCACCCUCAUCCUCCUCGACGACAGCACCAUCUCCGCCUACUACGCGCAAGUCUCCAAGGCCGAGAACAGCGCCUCCGCCGGCGGCUACGUCUUCCCCUGCUCGGCCAGCCUGCCCGACUUCACCGUCGUCAUCGGUGGAUAUAGCGCCGUCGUCCCUGGCACCUACAUCAACUAUGCCCCCGUGUCCACCGGAAGCAGCACCUGCUAUGGGGGCCUGCAGAGUAACAGUGGCCUGGGCUUGUCGAUUCUGGGUGAUGUGUUUUUGAAGAGUCAGUAUGUCGUUUUUGAUUCCGAGGGGCCGCGGUUGGGGGUUGCGGCGCAGGCUUAG